Messenger RNA from Armigeres subalbatus, 1046 nucleotides. RefSeq names its product single-strand selective monofunctional uracil DNA glycosylase (gene Smug). Gene Ontology annotation, molecular function: oxidized pyrimidine nucleobase lesion DNA N-glycosylase activity; single-strand selective uracil DNA N-glycosylase activity. The record is from RefSeq and is a predicted model, not a curated record. Lineage: Eukaryota; Metazoa; Arthropoda; Insecta; Diptera; Culicidae. The coding region runs from base 48 to 1046 and encodes 332 amino acids. Gene Ontology annotation, biological process: base-excision repair. The transcript is spliced from 3 exons.
GUUACAUUGAUAGACAAAAGUUAAUAAAUAUCAAAGUGAAAUUUACAAUGCUUCGUAAGAAGCUCAAAUUGGCCGAUGAUCCGGAAUUGGAACUAGCUGUUCCUCAGUCAGAAUUCUCAUUAAGUUCAUUCACCAAUCAACCGAAGCCUCAAUUAUGGUCCGCAUGUUCAUCAACUCCGCAUCCUCAAAUUUCACAUCAUCCUAUUAGUGCCGAUGACGUAUUUCAACUUCAUGAUCCGGUACCGGAAACACAAUCGGCCGUAAAUAUCACCCAACCGCAAACCUGGGAAUCGGAGCAGCUUCCUCUGUGGAAACAAGUCCAUCAGCUAGAGCUGCAACUGUGCGAAGCUUUGUUGCAGAUCCCGUUGCCUUCCGAGGUCGCGGCCACAUACAAUCCGAUUGAGUAUGCAGCCGAGUUGCACUUGGCAUAUAUGCAGCGUUUCCUGACUGGCCACAAACCGGUGCUGUUCCUCGGAAUGAAUCCCGGCCCGUGGGGAAUGUGCCAAACUGGGGUGCCAUUUGGGUAUGUUCCGGCCGUUCGUGACUGGAUGCAGUUGCGUGGAGAAGUUUUCAAACCGAUAGGUGAACUGUCCGUACGCCCCGUGGACGGUUUGCAGUGUACUCGUGGCGAACAGAGUGGCCAACGCUGGUGGGGUUUGUUCCAGGACCUAUGCGGGGCUCCGGAAAAUUUCUUCAGAAAUUGCUUUGUAUACAACCUUUGCCCGUUGGCGUUCUUCCACACCAGCGGACGGAACAUCACGCCUGCCGAAUUGAAGGGAACAUCCAAAACUCGCAUGCAAGACGUCUGUUCCGAGUUCCUGCUAAAAGCGCUCCAUUUAUUUGGCCCCACAGUGAUCGUGUCCGUCGGUCGCUACUGCGAGGAUCGAGUCAAACUACUGGUCCGACAGAACCUACUGGAUCGCGACCGUGUCAAACUGCUUUGCAUACCACACCCGAGCCCACGCAGUCUGAACAAUACCAACUGGGCGGAAAAGGCUCGCCAGUGGCUUGUGGACAACGGAGUCAUGCCGUAUCUGGUGGAGUAA